This is a messenger RNA of Rhizophagus irregularis DAOM 181602=DAOM 197198, 495 nucleotides long. The record is from RefSeq and is a predicted model, not a curated record. NCBI's taxonomy places the organism in Eukaryota, Fungi, Glomeromycota, Glomeromycetes, Glomerales, Glomeraceae.
AUGAUACAACUAAAAUUUUUAGAUGACUGUCAAGAUCUACCUAAAAAUUUGCCCAAUGCAACUUUAAGGAAAGCCUGUUCACCUUUCGGGUGGGCUUCUGAAGUACAGAAACUCCAAAGAUUCGUUUGGCCGUUCAGGUGCGGUGGGCUUCCGAAAAAUGAAAACCCAAAGGUAAAGAUUCAUUUGGGUGGGCUUCUGAAGAAUGAAAACCCAAAGGUUCAGGUGGACUUCCGAAGAACGGAAAAAGGAGGACCUUUAAGAUUCGUUCAGUCAGUGUCUUCCAAAGAAUGGAAAAAACUAAGAUUCGUAAAUAUGAAUCUUAUUCAGUGGGCUUCCGAAGAACAACGGAAAACCAAAAUUCGUAAGCAAGUUUCAGGAUCUUUAAAAAAAGUGGAACCAAGAUUCGUAAGUUUGGUGUCUCAAGUGGAUUCCGAUAAACAGAAAAAACCAAAGAUUCGUAAUUUUGGUGGGUUUCCAAAAGAUCAAGAUUCGUAA